Messenger RNA from Ornithorhynchus anatinus (platypus), 2592 nucleotides. RefSeq names its product dual specificity protein kinase CLK2-like. Gene Ontology annotation, biological process: protein transport; protein phosphorylation; regulation of RNA splicing. NCBI's taxonomy places the organism in Eukaryota, Metazoa, Chordata, Mammalia, Monotremata, Ornithorhynchidae. Gene Ontology annotation, cellular component: recycling endosome membrane; trans-Golgi network membrane; nucleus. Gene Ontology annotation, molecular function: protein tyrosine kinase activity; ATP binding. The coding region runs from base 144 to 2390 and encodes 748 amino acids. The record is from RefSeq and is a predicted model, not a curated record. The transcript is spliced from 20 exons.
GCGGGGAGGCAGGGGGCCGUCGGUCCUUCCGUCCGGAACUACCGGGGCAGGGCAGGGGAGGGGGGAGGCCGGGCACCGGCCGCAGCGCCGCCGCCAUCACGGAUUUCCUGUGGGACAAGCGCACGGGCCUCGCCGCCAGGACGAUGCCCCCCCCCCGCCGCUACCGGUCGUCGGAGCGGGGCAGCUACCGCGGGCGAAAACACAAGCGGCGGAGGAGCCGGUCGUGGUCCCGCAGCAGCAGCGACCGCACGCGCCGGCCCCGGCGGGAGGACAGCUACCACGUCCGCUCGCGGAGCUACGGGGACCGCUCGCCCGACCAGCGGCCCUACGCGCGGCGCUACUGCGGCGGCGGCGGCGGCUACCGGGGCCGGGACUCGAGCCGGGACCGCGGCCAGCCCUACUGCCUCCCCGACUGCCGUCGCUCCUACGACAGCUACCGCGGCAGCCGCAGGAAACACCGACGCCACCAGCGGCGCAGCCGCACCUUCAGCCGCUCCUCCACGCAGCGCAGCAGCCGGAGGGCCAAGAGCGUGGAGGACGACGCCGAGGGCCACCUCGUCUAUCACAUCGGCGACUGGCUCCAGGACCGAUAUGAGAUCGUCAGCACCCUGGGAGAGGGGACGUUCGGCCGGGUGGUGCAGUGCCUGGACCACCGCAGGGGCGGGGCCCGCGUGGCCUUAAAGAUCAUCAAGAACGUGGAGAAGUACAAGGAGGCCGCCCGGCUGGAGAUCAACGUCCUGGAGAAGAUCAACGAGAAGGACCCGGACAACAAGAACCUCUGCGUCCAGAUGUUCGACUGGUUCGACUACCACGGCCACAUGUGCAUCUCCUUCGAGCUGCUGGGCCUGAGCACCUUCGACUUCCUCAAGGACAACAACUACGUGCCCUACCCCAUCCAGCACGUGCGCGACAUGGCCUACCAGCUCUGCCGGGCCGUCAAGUUCCUUCACGACAACAAGCUGACGCACACGGACCUGAAGCCGGAGAACAUCCUGUUCGUCAAUUCGGACUACGAGCUCACGUACAACUUAGAGAAGAAGCGGGACGAGCGCAGCGUGAAGUGCACGGCCGUGCGGGUGGUGGACUUCGGCAGCGCCACCUUUGACCACGAGCACCACAGCACGAUAGUGUCGACCCGCCACUACCGGGCCCCCGAGGUCAUCCUAGAGCUGGGCUGGACGCAGCCGUGCGACGUCUGGAGCAUCGGCUGCAUCGUGUUCGAAUACUACGUGGGCUUCACCCUCUUUCAGACCCACGAUAACCGGGAACACCUGGCCAUGAUGGAACGGAUACUGGGGCCCAUCCCCUCCCGCAUGAUCCGAAAGACGAGGAAGCAGAAAUAUUUUUACCGGGGCCGGCUGGACUGGGACGAGAACACGUCGGCCGGACGCUACGUCCGGGAGAACUGCAAACCGCUCCGCGACCCGGCGGUGACCCAGCACCGGCCGCCCCCUCCCCCCCAGUAUGCCACGCUGGACGUCUACAACCCCUUCGACGGCCACGAGCAGGCCCAGCCACUCCCGUCUGCACCCCCGGCGCCGGCCAAACCGCCCCCCGCCGCGGCCCCUCAGGCCCCCCGCCGGCCCAGCCCCACGGACCCCAAGAACUAUGGAUCCUACGGCACCCAGCAGGCGGCGGCGGCGGCCACGGCGGACCUGCUGAGGCAGCAGGAGGAGCUGAACCGCAAGGCCGAGGAGCUGGACCGGCGCGAGCAGGAGCUGCGCCACGCCGAGGCCUUGGGGGGAGCCUCACCCCCCCGACAGAACAACUGGCCCCCGCUGCCCGCCUUCUGUCCCGUGCAGCCCUGCUUCUUCCAAGAUAUUCCCAUGGAGAUCCCCCAGGAGUUCCAGCGCAUAGUGACCACUAUGUACUACCUCUGGCUGUGCAGCGCCGCUUCCCUCCUCCUGAACUUCGUGGCCUCCUUGGCCUGGUUCUGCGUGAGCACGGAGAGGGGCGCGGACUUCGGUCUGGCCCUCCUCUGGGCCCUCAUCUUCACCCCCUGCUCCUUCGUCUGCUGGUACCGGCCCAUGUACAAGGCCUUCAGGAGUGACAGUUCCUUCAAUUUCUUCGUUUUCUUCUUCAUUUUCUUCGUUCAGGACGUGGUGUACGUGCUCCAGGCCAUCGGCAUCCCCGGCUGGGGCUUCAGCGGCUGGAUCUCGGCGCUGAUGGUGCUGAAGACGAACCCGGCCGUGGCCGUGCUGAUGCUGCUGGUGGCCCUGCUGUUCACGGGCAUCGCCGUGCUGGGCAUCGUCCUGCUCAAACGGAUCCACUCGCUGUACCGGCGCACGGGAGCCAGCUUCCAGAAGGCCCAGGAGGAGUUCGCCGCCGGCGUCUUCGCCAACCCCGCCGUGCGCACCGCCGCCGCCUCCGCCGCCUUCCGGGGACCCUGACCCCCGGGCACCCACCCACCCCCGCACCCGGCCCCGGCACAGCCGCCGCCGCCGCCUCUCGCCCGCCGGCCCCGGGGAGGGGCGAGAGCUCCGGCCUCCCCCAGACCGACCCCUCCCCCAUCACGCCCCCCCACCCCAGCCCCUUCCCCCGUGCCAAGCCAGAAUCUGCGGUUAUUUAAAUAAAGGAAACACGACUGGAUUA